Bursaphelenchus xylophilus (pine wood nematode) is the source of this 509-nucleotide messenger RNA. The record is from the annotation of a GenBank genome assembly. NCBI's taxonomy places the organism in Eukaryota, Metazoa, Nematoda, Chromadorea, Rhabditida, Aphelenchoididae.
AUGAACCAGGGGACGGCUGGUUUAAUUAAGUUUGUCCCCCAUUUCCUCCAGCUGAAGAUCGGAUGGACUGCCGGCGCUCCCAUAGCCGAGGGAGUAGAGCGAUUUGUGGAAGAAUGUUUGCCCGUGAUAAGGUAAGAAAGAAUUGGAUUCAUCUUAUUCGCAGACACAACAACCCGCAUGUACAAUACAGCCUUUACCGAACAUCCACAUUUUGUGAUCCUUUCCUAAUUGGAGUGUACAAUUUUAAUCGUCAAAGGAAUCGAAGAUUACAAUGGAGGACUGUGGAACAAGUGCUGGCCCAGGUAGAAGAAAUGGCCAUUGGAGGUGACUUCAGGCCCGGAAGAAAACGUGGAGUCAAUACACGACUGCCUCGAGGACUAGAAAUCUGGGAUUCUGAAACUAAAGGACACGAUGUAUUUGAAGUCUACAGCAAAUGGAAAGCCGAUCCGCCUCCCAAAGACGCCAUCAAGAGUAUCCAGCAUCCUCAUCUUGUUCAUAAACCCCAUUAA